Molecule: messenger RNA, 1593 nt
Organism: Olea europaea var. sylvestris
Lineage: Eukaryota; Viridiplantae; Streptophyta; Magnoliopsida; Lamiales; Oleaceae
Product: glucan endo-1,3-beta-glucosidase 12-like
Exons: 3
Coding region: 158-1363 (401 amino acids)
Biological process (GO): carbohydrate metabolic process
Molecular function (GO): hydrolase activity, hydrolyzing O-glycosyl compounds
Source: RefSeq, a predicted model, not a curated record
AAUUGCGUGUUUAAUACCUUGCUAUGCACUCCAUGAUGUUCGCCUUCAUAAGGGUUCUUUUCAACUCUUAAGUGAGAAUCAGUGAGUGACAGCACUGACAGGAGAGGAUUUUACCCUAAAACUCGUCCCAUAUUCAUUUUUCCAGUGGGAUUUGAAGAUGGUUUGGUUAUUUUUUCUUCUCUCUCUCAUUUCGUCUUCAACUGUUGCAGGUCAGGAAACAGUGGAGUUCUUAACGCUCUAUGACUCAACUGCACAGGCGCUUCAUAAUUUACCUGAUAAUGGUUUUCCUGUGGCAGUUCAAGUGGAAAACCAGUACCUUAGGAAUGUUUCAAAUACUGUUCUGAUGGCUGAAACUUGGGUCCGGGCCCAUGUUUUAUCACACUAUCCAGCCACCAAUAUAACCUCCAUUGUUGUUGGUUACGAUUUGUUGUGCAAAAAUGAUCGAGAAACUAUGUCGGUUCUGUCUGCCAUCAAGAACAUUCACUAUUCCCUCACGAGGUGGGGUUUGCAGAAUGAUAUUAAAGUCUCUUCCGCCUUUUCUUCCAACUGUUUGGACUUCAAAUCUGGAACUUACCGGGUUGAUUUGGCUGAAAAUUAUAUCAAACCUAUACUCAACAUUUUGCAAGAGAUAAACUCUCCCUAUUUUGUGAACCCAACUUCAAAUCCUCAUACCUCAUAUGAUGAAACCAUGAGUUUCUUUAAAAUCCAUUCAAAAUCAAUGAGAAAUCUUGGGAUUCAUCUGAACAAAAUAUAUGUGAUAAUUAGCAGUCCAAGAAAUACGAAACCCACUAGCAGAAAACUCGCAUUUUUUGAUUACAGCAGUUUAAUAGGUUCACUUCCGGCAAGGCCUAAACAAAUAUCCCCAUCUCCUGCACCCAUUGGUUUUUCUGAACCAGCUUUUGCGGCAGGAAGCCCUUUACCUCCACUAAUAGGCAAAGUCUCGCCCCCACCAUUGACACUUCCCUUAGCUCCUUCACUGCCACCCAUGGUCAAUCCUAGUGCACCUCCAUUUGGGCCCCAUUUGCCUCCAUGUAAUCCAUCUGGUGAUGCCGGUUCAGCUGCUGCACCGGUAGCAGCAGGGGUGCAAAAUGGGCUGUGGUGUGUGGCAAAGCCUAGUGUGCCACCAGAGACACUUCAGGAGGCACUGGACUAUGCCUGUGGAGAGGGCGCUGCUAAUUGUGAAGCUAUCAGGCCUCAAGGGCAUUGCUAUUUCCCUGAUACCAUUGUAGCACAUGCCUCUUUUGCUUUCAAUAGUUAUUGGCAGAAGAACAAGAAAAAUAGUGGUUCUUGUGGCUUUGGAGGGACUGCUAUGCUCAUCAAUACUGAUCCCAGUUAUAAUCACUGUCGAUUCAUUCUUGUCUAGAGGCAUCAGUUGAAGUUGAAGAUGGACCAUAUGUCGACUACUUUGGCUACUUUUUUGCUUUUGGGGCUUUUGAUUUUAAAGUGAAUUAAUUCAGACAGCCCCUUUAUUCGUGAAUCUGUAUUUUAGUUGCCUGUUAUGUAAAAGAACUUAGGAUUCUACGAGCAGCAAAAACUCUGUUUUGAGUUGUUUAAUGAUUAUGUCUAUGUUGACAGCACUUAAGUCUUUGACGA